This is a messenger RNA of Stegodyphus dumicola, 739 nucleotides long. It is a transcript of the gene Spase12, whose product is annotated as Signal peptidase complex subunit Spase12. The record is from RefSeq and is a predicted model, not a curated record. NCBI's taxonomy places the organism in Eukaryota, Metazoa, Arthropoda, Arachnida, Araneae, Eresidae. Gene Ontology annotation, cellular component: signal peptidase complex; membrane. Gene Ontology annotation, biological process: protein targeting to ER.
ACAUGCAAAACAAGACAUCCUUCUAAAUUUUACGUGUGAUUUCUAAACUGUACGAGUUUCCCGUUUCAGUUUUCAACAUUCUUCCAUAGAGCAUACGUCAUCUAUAAUUCCCAGAAGAAUAAUUUUAAAAAUUGAUAACAAGUUAUUUAUUCAGAAUGUCCGGAAUUAUCGAAAAGAUAAAAAAUGUACCCGUUCAUAUGGAUUUUGAUGGUCAAAGGAAGGCUGAAAGGAUUUUUCAAACUAUAAUCCUCGUUUUUGCUGCAAUAGGUCUGGUGAUUGGAUAUAUUUUUCAGCAGUUCUCAUAUACUGUGUAUAUUCUAGGAGCAGGUUUCAUUUUAUCUUGCAUUUUGACUUUACCACCAUGGCCAAUGUAUCGUCGCAAGCCCUUACAAUGGCAGAAACCUAGGGAAGAAGUGCAAGAAAGUCUGAAAACUAAGAAGAAAAAAUAAUGUAUUAUCUUAAGAAUAUAUUGUAUGUCAUUGUCAUUCCUUACUUAACAUGUGAAUGUAAUUCAUGGUGUAUGUAUUGAUGGUAUGAAGUAUACAAUACAUAUGUAUUUUUAAUUUUACAGUUUUCCUUAUUUGAGAAGAAUUUAUAACCUUUAUUUAUUUUCAAAUUUGUGACUGCUUUAUGGCUCUUUCAAUCAUUUGGCUUUUGGGUUGUAUUUCACUGAAAAUAUAAAUGUGUGAAAAAUCUUAAGUGCAGGAAGAAUUAAUUAAAACUUUCUACAUUAACUUAA